Messenger RNA from Lactuca saligna, 681 nucleotides. Lineage: Eukaryota; Viridiplantae; Streptophyta; Magnoliopsida; Asterales; Asteraceae. The record is from the annotation of a GenBank genome assembly.
AUGGAGAACACCACUUUAACUUUAGACAAAAAUAUAAUCAAGAAAGGUGCAUGGAGUAAAGAAGAAGACGACAAGUUACGAGCUUAUAUCCAAAGAUAUGGCCACUGGAACUGGACUUUACUUCCGAAGUUUGCUGGUUUAUCUAGAAGUGGGAAGAGUUGUAGGUUGCGAUGGAUGAAUUAUCUUCGCCCAAACAUCAAACAUGGAAAUUUUACAAAAGAAGACGAUGAGAUCAUUGUGAGAUUGCAUAAACAGCUUGGCAACAAAUGGACUGUUAUAGCUGCUCAGUUGCCGGGAAGGAGUGACAACGAAAUAAAAAACCGUUGGAACACGCAUUUGAAAAAACGAGUUGAAGAUGAACAAACUCAGGUGUUAGAAAACAUUAAUCACGAUGAAACCAUCAAACCUAAUGAAGCCCCUCAAGGUUCUUCUAGCACUUAUAGUAGCUCAAAUUAUCAUAUUCCAAGUGAUGUUACGCUACAAACUUAUGAUUAUGAACUGAGUGGAGACUUUUGGUCCGAUCCAUUUUUAGUGGACAUUAUGUCGCCAGUUGAUCAGAACACAACGCCCUCGGAUUUAUACCACAAUUUUGGCUUUCACUCUUCUUGGGAUGAUAUGACUAUGAGUGAGGACUUAUCAUGGUCAGCAUUGGGUUCAUAUUCUGAAUACAACAAUUACUGA